Acomys russatus (golden spiny mouse) is the source of this 2239-nucleotide messenger RNA. RefSeq names its product kelch like family member 26 (gene Klhl26). Gene Ontology annotation, molecular function: protein binding. The transcript is spliced from 3 exons. Bases 318 to 1895 code for a protein of 525 amino acids. The record is from RefSeq and is a predicted model, not a curated record. NCBI's taxonomy places the organism in Eukaryota, Metazoa, Chordata, Mammalia, Rodentia, Muridae.
GCCGAGCCGAGCCGGGAGCGCCGGGGCCUUGAGCGUUCGGGGACGCCGGCUGCCACUGUCCUGAGGGAGCGCGCUGGCCGGAGGGAGGCUGAGGCCCGGUUUCCUGGAGCUGAGGAGCCCGGGGCUGAAGCCUGGCCGACAGGAAUGGGGCCCUCAAGUGCACCUUCUCUGCAGCUGGCCACAGCACUGGCCUCCUGCAGGGCCUGGCCGCCCUCCGUGCCCAGGGCCAGCUGCUCGAUGUAGUCCUCACUGUCAACAGUGAAGCCUUCCAUGCACACAAGGUGGUCCUGGCAGCCUGCAGUGACUACUUUAGGGCCAUGUUCACUGGCGGCAUGCGUGAGUCCAGCCAGGCGGUCAUCCAGCUGCAGGGUGUGUCUGCACGCGGUCUGCGCCACAUCAUUGACUUUGCCUACAGUGCUGAAGUGACGCUGGACUUGGACUGCGUGCAGGAUGUGCUGGGCGCUGCCGUGUUCCUGCAGAUGCUGCCGGUGGUGGAGCUGUGCGAGGACUUCCUGAAAGCUGCCAUGAGUGUGGAGACGUGCCUGCACAUUGGUCAGAUGGCUACCACCUUCAGCUUGGCGUCACUGCGUGAAUCCGUAGAUGCCUUCACGUUCCGCCACUUCCUGCAGAUCGCAGAGGAGGAGGACUUCCUGCGCCUGCCACUGGAGCGCCUUGUCUUCUUUCUGCAGAGCAACCGGUUGCAAAGCUGCGCUGAGAUUGACCUGUUCCAUGCUGCUGUGCGCUGGCUGCAGCAUGACCCUGCGCGCCGCGCCCGAGCCAGCCUCGUGCUGCGCCAUGUGCGCUUCCCGCUCAUGCAGCCCGCUGAGCUGGUGGACAGUGUGCAGACGCUCGAUGUCAUGCUGGAUGACGCCCUGUGUCGCCAAUACCUGCUGGAGGCCUUCAGCUAUCAUGUGCUGCCCUGCCGCCAGCAUGACAUGCAGUCGCCGCGCACUGCUGUGCGCUCUGAUGUGGCAUCCCUUGUGGCCUUCGGAGGCACGCCCUAUACCGACAGUGACAGAGCCGUCAGCAGCAAGGUGUUCCAGCUGCCUGAGCCCGGAGCCCGCCACUUCCGUGAGCUCACGGACAUGGAGCUGGGCUGCAGCCACGCAGGCGUGGCUGUGCUGGAUAACUUCGUCUAUGUGGCAGGUGGCCAGCACCUGCAGCACCGCAGUGGCGAGGGCGCCGUGGAUGCCUGCUACCGCUACGAUCCGCAGCGCAAUCGCUGGUUGCGGCUGCAGGCGCUACGUGAGAGCCGCGUGCAGUUCCAGCUCACGGCGCUAGGUGGGCUGCUGUAUGCCACUGGUGGCCGCAAUCGCGCUGGCAGCCUAGCAUCCGUGGAACGCUACUGCCCGCGCCGAGACAGCUGGGACUUUGCCUGCCCACUAAAGCGUCGCACCUGGGGCCACGCGGGUGCCGCAGCUGCUGGUCGCCUCUACAUCUCAGGUGGCUAUGGAGUCUCGGCUGAGGACAAGAAGGCGCUGCAGUGCUAUGACCCUGCAGCUGACCGUUGGGAGCCCAGGGCGCCCAUGCAUGAGCCCCGUGUGCUGCACGCUAUGUUGGGCGCCGCCGGCCGCAUCUACGCCCUAGGUGGCCGCAUGGACCAUGUGGACCGCUGUUUCGAUGUGCUGGCCGUGGAAUACUAUGUGCCCGAUGCAGACCAGUGGACCAGUGUGGCCCCCAUGCGGGCUGGCCAGUCAGAGGCCGGCUGCUGCCUGCUGGAGAGGAAGAUCUACAUUGUGGGUGGCUACAACUGGAGGCUGAACAAUGUCACUGGCAUUGUGCAGGUGUACAACACAGAGACUGACGAGUGGGAGAGAGACCUGCACUUCCCAGAGUCCUUUGCGGGCAUCGCCUGUGCUGCUGUCCUUCUGCCCCGUUCAGGCCAUGGGAGGUAGCUUGGGAACCCAAACUAACUGUGUUCCCACAAGUGUUAGGGCCCCAGCCCUUGGGGUUCCCCACCUCCUGAGCCAGCAGAGAGAUCUGGUCCCAGAGGUUUGGGUGCCAUGGCAGCCACUGCCCAGUGGGUAUCUCCAAGCUGUCCUGUGUGGCUGGGCCUAGAUUUCCCCACCCUUAGCCAGACAUUCAGAUAUAAGCUUGUGGAUGUAAAACACCGAGUCUCCGUGGGAACUGCUUUCCCUGUCUCCUGGCUGGUCUGAAGUCCCCGCUGCGCCGUGGGUAAAGGCGCUUGCCACCAAGCCUGGCAACCAGAGUUCUGUAUUGAGAACCUCGAGGCAGAGAG